AUGGAUGUAAAAUUUGCAGAUAAAAACAUUUUGGACUGUUUGGUACAGUAUGGAGAGAUUACCUUUUUUCUUUCUUGUAUAUAUGGAGAUCCGAUCAUCGAGGGGCGUAAUGAGGUGUGGGAAAGACUUAACCGAAUUGGAACUAAUCGCAAAGAACCGUGGUGCCUCAUUGGGGACUUCAAUGAGAUUCUAAAUAAUGAAGAGAAAUCAGGUGGUCCAAGACGGUCUGAGGCUUCUUUCUUGCCCUUUGCAGACAUGUUGAAGAAUUGUGGUAUGGAGGAACUGUCUAGUAGGGGCGACAAGCUGACUUGGGGUGGCAAAAGAUGGAAUAAAUGGAUUCAGUGCGCCUUAGACAGGAGCUUUGGAAAUGAAGAAUGGUUCAAGAUAUUUCCGGGCUCGAACCAAAUUUUUUUGGAGAAGCGCGGUUCUGAUCACAGACCUGUUUGGUUAAACUUCUAUGCUAACCAUGAGGCUUUCAAAGGUCAGUUCAGAUUUGAUAAGAAGUUCCUAAUCCAACAUGAUGUGAAGAAACAGAUUAGCAUAGCUUGGGCGAGGAACUGUAAUGGUCGACAUCAAUCAGUGUCUCAGAGAAUAAGAAAUUGUAGAAAUGCUCUCAGCCGGUGGAAGAGACAAUCUGUCUACAAUUCUCAAGACAAGAUUCGUUUGUUGCAAGAAAGACUAGAAUGGAUGCAAUCAAGAGAUUAUCCUUGUUUUUUCAUGAUUAAUAUCAUUAAGAAGGAUUUGAUUAAGGCCUAUAAGGAAGAGGAACUCUUUUGGAAACAAAAGAGCAGGGAUAAGUGGAUGAUUCAUGGGGACCGUUGCUCUAAAUUUUUCCACUCUUCGGUCAAAACAAGCAGAUCCAGAAACCUGAUUGAUAAGUUGAAGGACAAGAAUGGAAAGGAUCAAUGGUCGGAAGGCGCCAAAGCUGAAGUUGCUAUUGACUAUUUCUCGACUCUUUUCCGUUCUUCUAAUCCUCGGUCCUACACUCCAGUGCUGGAAAGUAUGGUUCCAAAAGUCUCUGAUUCGAUGAAUGACGUCCUCUCAAGAGACAUUUCUAAAGAGGAGGUUAGGGAAGCGAUCUUUUCAAUUGAUCCAGACAGUGCGCCUGGUCCUGACGGCAUGACUGGACUCUUCUUUCAACGGCAUUGGGAUCUUGUAGGAGAGCAGAUCACCAGUGAGAUACAAGAGGUCUUUCAGACGGUUUCUCUCCCUAGAGAUUGGAACUUCACAUACAUUUGCCUUCUUCCCAAAAUUAAUGACCCGGAGUUCAUGAAGGAUUUAAGGCCCAUCAGUUUAUGCUCUGUGUUGUACAAAUCCGUCUCAAAAAUUUUGGUAAGAAGGCUUCAACCUUUCUUACAGGACAUUAUCUCGUCCAAUCAAUCUGCUUUCGUUAGGGAUCGUCUCAUAUCUGAUAACAUAGUCAUAGCACACGAAGCGGUUCACGCCCUCAAAAGGCAUCAUCCAAUAUCUCAGGAGAUGAUGGCGGUGAAAACCGAUAUGUCGAAAGCAUACGAUCGUGUGGAAUGGAGUUAUCUUAGGAGUCUGAUGUUGGCACUGGGAUUUAGCUUGAAGUGGGUUGACUGGGUGAUGAUGUGUGUUACAUCAGUAUCCUUUGCGGUUCUUAUUAAUGAUCAACCAUUUGGGUUGAUAAAUCCACAGAGAGGAUUACGCCAAGGCGAUCCGUUGUCACCAUUUUUGUUUGUUCUCUGCACUGAGGGGCUUACGCAUCUACUUAAUGUGGCGGAGAGAAAUGGUUUGAUCAGUGGAAUGAAAUUUUCAGAGGAGGGUCCAACUAUUUCCCAUCUCUUGUUUGCUGACGACAGCUUGUUCCUUUGUAAAGCAUCAGUGAGCGAAGCUUCAGUGCUACAAAGAAUCCUCACUUUCUAUGGUGAGGCUACUGGACAGACAAUUAACCGUGAGAAAUCUUCCAUUUCUUUUGGUGACAAGGUCGGUGAAGAAUCAAGAGCAGCAAUUCAACAUACUCUUGGUAUUUCCAAUCAAGGGGGAGCAAGCAAAUAUUUGGGCCUCCCAGAGUGUUUUUCGGGUUCGAAGGUUGAUCUAUUUUCUUAUCUGAAAGACAAAACUCAUGGGAAGCUUGACGUUUGGUAUUAUAAGCACCUCUCGCAGGCUGGGAAAGAGGUAUUGAUAAAGUCUUCUGGCUCCUCGCUUUCGACCUUUGCUAUGUCAUGUUUUCGUCUCCCCAAAUCUAUCAUUGACAAACUCACCAGCAUGUUAGCGGCCUUUUGGUGGGGAGCUGAGCCUCAUCAAAGAAAGAUUCAUUGGGUAGCAUGGGAACGUUUGUGCCUUCCUAAGGACCAAGGUGGUCUUGGUUUCAGAGAUCUUGAAGCUUUCAAUCAAGCUAUGUUGGCCAAACAAGCGUGGAAAGUAUUAUCUCAACCGGAUUCGAUGCUUGCGAGAUUCCUGAAGAGUAGAUACUUUCCUGAUGGUGAAUUUUUGUCAGCUCCCUUAGGUCUUAGGCCGUCUUACGCUUGGCGUAGUUUGUUGCAUGGCAGAGAGCUUCUGACAAAAGGCAUUAUUCGCAGAGUGGGUAAUGGACAAAAGACUAGAGUAUGGAUUGAUAAAUGGAUUGAUGAUCCAGUGGAAGGUAUGCGAGCUCCUUGGAUUAAGAACUACUUUUUCGAUGUGAACCUGAUUGCGAGCUCUCUGAUUGAUUCCUCUACUCGCUUGUGGAAUCCAACGGCUCUGUGUGAAAUAUUUGUUCCAGGAGAUGUUCAGAUGCUGUUAAAGAAUCAGCCAGCAGUUUUAAAAGAGGAUUUUUAUUCUUGGAAGCUGACUCGAAGUGGUCAAUUCUCUGUUAAAACGGCUUAUAACUUAGCCUUUGAAGAGAAGACUAGACUAUCUCAACCAGAAGCUUUUAACCAACCUUCUAUUAAUCCGCUUAAAGAGAAGGUUUGGAAGGUCUUAACGGUUCCAAAAAUCAAAGUUUUUCUGUGGAAAGCAUUAAAUGGUGGCCUAUCUGUAGCGGAGCUUAUGGAAGCUAGAGGAAUGAAGGUGGACAGUGGAUGUCAAGUAUGUGGAGGAUCAACUGAAUCUAUCAAUCACAUUCUCUUCGAAUGUCCUCUUGCAAGACUCGUUUGGGCUAUCUCAGGUAUCCCCAAUCCCGAAAAUGGAUUCCACCAAACUUCGAUUUUUGUAAACUUCAGUUAUCUGCUGAGUUUGGAGAAGAAACGCAAGGUGGUGCCAAAUUCUUUUAGAGUUUGGCCAUGGAUCUUAUGGUCAUUAUGGAAGUCGAGAAACGAGCUCUUGUUCAGAGGUUUUACUCCAAUUCCUUCAAAUGUUAUGUUGCGUGCCAAUCAAGAUGCCGAUGAAUGGUUUGAAGCGCAAGUGGUGGAGGAAAAAAUUCUUUCCGAAACUCAAGUUAAUAUUCAGAAGAGAAAGGAGAAGUGGAAGCCGCCACCAAAAGAUUGGUCUAUGUGCAAUGUUGGAUUUGAUUGGAAUAAAUCCAAAAAUCUUGCGGGUGGUGGCUGGGUGAUUCGUAACGAGAGAGGUGUUGUGCUUUGCCAUAGCAGAAGAGCGUUCAGUAAUAUCCAAUCUAGGGAUCAGGCUAAGCUUGUGGUGAUUCUUUGGGCUUUGGAGAGUAUGGAGAGUCACAGAAUGUCCCAUAUCAUCAUCGCUGGUGAAUUCUGUGAAAUGUUUGGAGCUGUUGAAAGACCACAAGCAUGGCCUUCCUUCCUUCACUUUGCAGGUGAAAUAGGAAUCAGUAUGGCAAGAAUUGUUGGUUGUAAGCUGCAAGUGGUUAGCAGAGAAGCGAACAGAGGAGCAUCUUUCAUUGCUCAAAGCGUUACUAAGCAGGGUUUGGUGAGAUCAUAUGUUCAGACUGGUUAUCCUCCUUGGCUUUUUGAAUUCUUUGUCAAUGAAAGCCGUUAUCUCUGA
Molecule: messenger RNA, 3894 nt
Organism: Brassica napus (rape)
Lineage: Eukaryota; Viridiplantae; Streptophyta; Magnoliopsida; Brassicales; Brassicaceae
Exons: 1
Coding region: 1-3894 (1297 amino acids)
Molecular function (GO): RNA-DNA hybrid ribonuclease activity; nucleic acid binding
Source: RefSeq, a predicted model, not a curated record